AUGUCUUCACCAAGCGUUCUCUCAAACAAAGACGUUAAUAUCUCGACCAUGAAUCAAAAUACUGUUGUUGUUGAUGAUAAGAAACCAUCUAUGGUGGCUGAUCCUCAUAGUAUGGAGUAUCAUCGUCAGGUUUUGCAGAACAAGAUGCAACAAAAUGCGGGUCAAGAGGAAAAAUAUAUUUCUCCAUCUGAUACCAUCCAGUCUCCAACUACUGCCAAAUUGUCGGCUUAUCGCAACAAACAGGUUGGAAAGAACGCCAAACCCCGUUCCCUCUUUGCCAAAACCUCCGCCAAAAACUUCACAGCUGCGAACAACGGCCAGCUCUUCGGUAAAGAUAUUUCGAGCCCAAAACAAACCACAAACGACAACAUUGCUGGCGAUGCUAUGCAAGAAUAG
Molecule: messenger RNA, 396 nt
Organism: Sclerotinia sclerotiorum 1980 UF-70
Lineage: Eukaryota; Fungi; Ascomycota; Leotiomycetes; Helotiales; Sclerotiniaceae
Exons: 3
Coding region: 1-396 (131 amino acids)
Source: RefSeq, a predicted model, not a curated record